GACGCGACGUAAAGCGACUGCGCCGUGGGCUCAGCGCGUCCUCCAGGACUUACCCAGUAGGCAACGCGUCAGUCUCGGGUCAAAAUGGCGGGCAGGCCAGCUGUUUCAGCAUCAGGCAGGUGGCUGGACGGUAUUCGAAAAUGGUAUUACAAUGCUGCAGGAUUCAAUAAACUGGGGUUAAUGCGAGAUGAUACAAUAUAUGAGGAUGAUGAUGUAAAAGAAGCCCUAAAAAGACUUCCUGAAAACGUUUAUAAUGACAGGAUGUUUCGCAUUAAGAGAGCACUGGAUCUGACCAUCAGGCAGCAGAUCUUGCCUAAAGAGCAGUGGACAAAAUACGAAGAGGAUAAAUUCUACCUUGAACCAUACCUGAAAGAGGUUAUUCGGGAAAGAAGAGAGAGAGAAGAAUGGGCAAAGAAAUAAUCAUGUAGUCAAAAUCUAGGUGCAGCUGUCCACAAAGGAUUUUUAUGAAGUUACUUAAACCUCAAAUGUAUAAUUAUCUGAGUCGCAUAUGUAUUACUUUAAAUAAAUAUCUACUGUAAUUGUUGGAUUUUUUUCCUUCUAAACCUUAUUCUGAAUGAUGACUAAAUUCACCUAUCAUAAUUCUCCCCAGAUGUCUAAAAUAUUUUUUAGUUAUUGCUUAACUGCUUCUUAGAGCUCAGAGAGGCCACAUUAGUAAUUUUUCUUCUCUAGUUGGAUAACUUCUUAAUUUAGUGAUGACAUAUUCAAUAGAACAGCAUCCUUUAUAUUGCCAUUGUAGUUUAGCAAGGUACUUAGAAGCCCCAUUAGGGCCUAUCUUGCAGGGAUGCAGGAAAGCACCAGUGACUUCAUUUUACCUGAAGCAAACAACACUCAAUUGGCUGCCCGACUUCAAAGUUGCCAAAUGAGAGAAGAUUCCCCCCUAGUGUGCCAGGAUUGGAGGACAGUCCUUUUCAGUCACUGCUCCAGGAAGAAUUUGUUUCCCAUCCUAGUUUUUCAAUAACAAAUUAUGUAUGCAGUCCCAAGAUGGGGCUGCAUAGGUUGUGUGUGUGUGACUGUGCUAAUACAUAAAAUAAGAAACAAUAGACAUUCAAAAGCAAAGACAAAUGUUACUUUACCCCCCCAUAUCUUAGUGACUUCCACUUUGGAAAUUAUUGCUGCGAAGCAUAAGGAUUGGAUAUAAUAAUGCUCAGUUUUAAGGUUAUAGGCUAAUUUUUAAAAUAUAAAUUAGAACCAUUUAAUAAGGGAACCAUUGAAUCCCCACCCCUAAGUCCUACAAUGUUUUUUUGUUGUUUUGGUGGAAAUGAGCAUGGAACAACAGCAAAUAGGGUGAAAGGAGAAGGGUGUCUGAUUAGGAUCUUAAGCAACAAAAGUAAAAACAAAUUUUGUGCAAUACUUAAAAUUCCUGAAACAAAAGUACAUUUGGUAUGAUUUUUUUCCAUAAAAUAAUGGUUGACAUUUUGUGUAUGUUUCACUUCAGAGCUUGAACAUUAAAGAGUACUGAAAGAUUUUUGAUAAAAUACUAGAAAGCCUCACUAAAUUUCUUAAGAGCCUCUUUUUGAUACUCAGAUUAUCUUCUGCAAAACCUCUCCUGGAAUUCAUAUCAGUUUUCUGAAAUGAAAUUUGCCUAGAUCCUCUUAAUAAUGGUUUUGGUCAUGGUUAAAGCAAUUCUCUUUUACUUAGUAUUUUGUAGGUUGUGAUUUGAUUUUACAAUCAGUUUGAAUUAUGUUGCUGGAAUAGUGGAAACCACAGAUGGUGGUAGAUGCUGGUGUUAAAGGGUGUAUUUGUAAGGGACUAUUUGUGAAAGAGUUGAUUAGAAAAUAUUUUUGUUUCAAUAUGCUUCCCUAUCAAACCUAACUAGGUAAUUAAGGUAAAUUCUCAACCAAGGACUACCCUGUGUUUGAGUGCGCCAAUUCCUAUCCCCUCAGAUUUUUUUUCAAGUAAAUUUGAAUCUCAUACACUGCUGAUUGAUUUUAUAUUCAUAAUAACCCAUUUGGAUAACAUUCUGCCAGUGUGUAUAAGAACUGCAAAAUAAUUUUAAAUUCUAGUAGCAGCCCACCAUUUAUUGACUAGAUAACAUUUGUCAAUCCAUGUGACAAUAUUGCAGUGAGAUCAGUACUACUCCUUUACAAAUGAAGCUAAGGCUUAACAUUGGUCAAACAACUUGUCCAAGGCCUUGCAUCCACAGAAAUAGAUGUCAAUAGCUGAACUGCUUCUAAGAGUGGAAAAAUUGAGCAUAUUUAAUUUUUGAUAAUAAGAUGUCAUUAAGCUAUAGUAAAGGAAAAGGUAUAUUUACGUAGUUUUAAAACUUGCAAACUGUUGUCAGUACUACAAUUGAGCAAAAAAUGAGGCUGUAACAAGAUAAAAUUCUCAACUUCAUUAAAGGCUGAAGAAACACAAAUGGCAGCAGUGAUCUUUCAAUGAGUAAGGGUGAUCUUGAUGCUUUUUCCUAUAG
Molecule: messenger RNA, 2431 nt
Organism: Talpa occidentalis (Iberian mole)
Lineage: Eukaryota; Metazoa; Chordata; Mammalia; Eulipotyphla; Talpidae
Product: cytochrome b-c1 complex subunit 7
Exons: 4
Coding region: 85-420 (111 amino acids)
Biological process (GO): mitochondrial electron transport, ubiquinol to cytochrome c
Source: RefSeq, a predicted model, not a curated record